AUGAAGUUGACGUCUUUCCUUCUUUUUUGGAUUCUUGGCAGCUGGUCGCCUUUCGUCGCAAACGCCGAUCAAAGGGCUCAAGUGACGUUGACAUUGGUCGAGUUUGAGGAUCUCUACUCCACUGCCAAACUCAAGGAUGUUUACCGAAAACUGCAAGACCAGAAACAACGAAAUCAUGAUGAACAUCUGAGCAAGUUGGAACAACUCAAACAGCAACACCAGCAAGAAAUCUUUCCUACAAACUUCCAGGUCCUCGAGUACGCCGCCAUUGGAAACUACAAUGCUACCGCUGCCACGAGCACCACGGACGAUAAUAACAUGGCAGUUUUCGACAUGAAAAUGACAAUUCGCGUCAUGGGAGAUGAAAGCCCAACAAACGAAGAUGCAAAGAAGAAUCAACGAUGGACUAAAGUGCCGUUAGUGUCCAAUACCACCGUGGCUUCCGAUUGGCAAGUGGAAUUCUUGGAAGAGACGGAUGGCUCCACUAAUACUUUUACAUUGGUUGAUCCUGUCACCAGCCCGGAUGUCUUGCUGCUCCGUGACAACAGUCAGGCCAUGGAACUCGCCACCUCUCGGUCUGGUCUCUUUCGGAUUCGCUACCAAGCCUAUCGUCGUGUUUUGCAAUCCAGAAACAACAUUCACGAAAUGGUCAUGAGUCAGUUUCUCUAUCCUCUCUCAGACUUUCGGUUCCGUGUUCAUCAUCACGGUACCAGUCGUGCCGUGAGGGAGUUUAGUGUGCAACCCGUUGAAGCAGUAUGGAGGGUCGACAAUCCACAUCAGGAAGAAGAAGAAGCGUCCAUGACCGACAUCCGUGUGACGCUUCCACUAACGGCGGAUCGCGUCGAGAUUCGUUGGAUUGAUGUCGGCACUGCUUCUGGGGGUGAACAGCAGCAAAAGGAUGCUUCGUCGUCGGAAGAAGGGACGGCAGAAGUCGCGGAGGAGGUCCCUCAGGUGACUGCUAUCCACGAGGUUAUGCACUCGGUGGGAGAAGGCACAGUCAGGAGCUCGCACAUCUUGGAGUAUUCGUCCACCAGCGAGCUGUCGGCGUCGCCUGUGCUCUUUGCCUUGCAUGGGCCCAAUGUGCGCAUUACAUCCAUGGAAGGUCAUGCUCUCCAGAGCUGGGAAAUUGUGGAUAAAUCAGGCGCCGAUGACGACAACGUGAUGAUGGUCCGGGUGACGUGGAAGAGGUCUCACCUGGACACCAGCGCAAUCCUCUUGAUCCACACGGAAACUGAUCUGAAGGGAUCGCAGCAGGAGCAGGUUGAGCUGCCAAGAAUUGAAUGCCAGAACGUCUUGAGACAAGUGGGACAUGUCGGCGUUACCAAGGAUGCCAAUGUUGAGGUGCACGGACAUUCGACAACAGGAGGCAUUGCCCAAUGCGAGCCGACCGAAAUAUCUUCCAAACUACGCUUGAAUAUGGAUCGGCCCAUUGUGCUCAGCUACAAGUACCUGAAUCCACAGAACGCAUCCGUGGUCAUAGAUGUCCUGGUCCAUGUUGCCAUGGAGACGCUUGAAGCUGCUGUUGACCGGCUACACUACAAGGCCGUUGUAACGGAGACCCACACCGUGCACUCUCUGCUCCUGGUGCUGCAGAGCACAAAACUGCAGUACUUGGAACUCUUUGGCUUGCCCGAGAGUGCAUCCAUGUUCACUCUCCUUGUAAACUCGGUCCCAGCAAAGCCUACUGUGGGUGGUAGGGAACGCUCCAUUCUGGUACCUCUCUUGGUGGGUCUGGAUGCAGAAGCCGCCAAUGCCGGCCGUAGCCUGCAAACUUCUGUGGAGCUGACCUACAUCAGCACACACGACGAGCCGAUGAAUGGGGUGCAGAAUGGGACCCUAUCCCUUGCCCCGCCUCACAUAAAACUGCCUAUCAGUGUCGUUACAACGGAACUGAGGUUGCCCAAGCGGCAUUGGAAUUACAACUUCACCGGCGACUUUCCAGAACCAGGACGUGAAUUGGCGUUUCCACUGCCAUCGUCGUACUCGUAUCUAACACACGGGCGUGUGGUGGAGGAGGAUUACCAGUUCAGCUUCAAAGAUGAUGUCUGGCCUGAUGAUGAUGUCAAAUCGCGAGAGUCUUCAGUCAAGAUUGUAACCCCCAACACAGGCCGAUCCUUCCAUUUCCAUCGUCUCCUGGUUGUUGACACCAAGCUGGCUUUGGAUGUUGUGUUCUCGGAACCACAAAAGGAAGAACGCAAGAAAGAGGGUUGGUGGUCCCGGAUUGUUGGGUCAAGUGGUUUGGACACUCGUGCAAAGUUAGUUCAAAGAUCCCAACAAUACAGGUCGAGUGACAGUCGUCCUGUCCCUACAUAG
Seminavis robusta is the source of this 2313-nucleotide messenger RNA. NCBI's taxonomy places the organism in Eukaryota, Bacillariophyta, Bacillariophyceae, Naviculales, Naviculaceae. The record is from the annotation of a GenBank genome assembly.